This is a messenger RNA of Chrysoperla carnea, 3880 nucleotides long. RefSeq lists its product as uncharacterized. Lineage: Eukaryota; Metazoa; Arthropoda; Insecta; Neuroptera; Chrysopidae. The coding region runs from base 145 to 3687 and encodes 1180 amino acids. The record is from RefSeq and is a predicted model, not a curated record. The transcript is spliced from 4 exons.
UAACAGUACAGUUGUCAAAACUAUGAAAAUAUGGAAUGGAUCAUACAUCUAAAUUUUCAGUAAUCAUAUUUUUUAAUCAUUCGAAAUCCUCAAUGAAGUAAUAAUUGGAAAGAAUAAAAAAAAAACAGCAAACAUUACAAAACAAUGGCCAAAAUUCCGCGAGACACAAACCUGUUCAAUAACAUCGUAAAAUGUUUACGGAAAGUAACUCGAGUGGACCUUGAUAAGUAUGGACGCGCAGACCCAAUACAAAGAUUUGUCAAUAAAACAACUGAUGAAAUGACCCAAGAUAUUUGUUAUCUAAUGGAUGAGGUAACAAGUAAUCUUGACUCGAUGUACUCGGAAAUCAAACAUAUAUUUAAUUAUUACAAUUCUGAAAUGGAAAAAAUUGCUUCAAAAUUUCAUGAAACAAACAUGUGCCAAAAUGAUGCUGGAAAAUUACAAGCUGAAUUAGUGAAAUCUGUAACGGAUUUAAAUAUUAAAGCGGAAUCGUUUAAGUCUGAUUUACAAGCACAACAAUCAGAAUUCCAAAAGUAUAUACAUGAUUACAUGCUAACUCUUCAAGAAAAAUCCGAACGUAAUUAUCAGAUACUAAAUAAGCUUAAAAUGAAACAACAUACUGUAACUGAUAGGGACAAUGAUUCUGAGUCAAUAAAAGAUAUGAUCGAAAACUAUUCCAAAUCGGGUCCAUUACAAUUUUCAUCUGCUUCCAUGUCAUCGAAUGGCAUGUUUUCAUCGAUUAAUUCACAUAUACCAUCAACUAGUAAACAAGCUGAAUAUCAAAAUCAGUCAAAAUUGGAUUUAGAAAAUACAUCAAAAAACUUGGAAGAAAUAUGUAAAAAGUUAAAGAUGACAUCGAAGAAUUUAGAAUAUAAAUCAGAACAAAAUUCCGAACUGACUUCAGAAACGAAUUCCCAUCCAAAGGAUCUAAAGAAUAAAUUACAGUCUUCGAACAAUAAUUUAAACAACGAAAAAUUCAACAAUAGUGACAAAAGUGAAAUGAAAUCGCAAACAAAUAAUGCAAAAAAAUCAGGGGAUGGCUUAAAAUCUUUCAAGGUAUCUGACAAAGUAAUGCCUUCACAUAAAAACGAUAUUCCAAUUCUGGAAGAAGAAGAAGGUGAACGUGAAGUACCCGAUAAUGACUGGAAAGAAACACGUAAACGGAAAAGUGAUAAUGUAAGCAAAUCAUUUAAAACAAAAAGUAACGAGGAAAGUAAAUUAUUAAAGAAAAAGGAAAGUUUAAAAGCAUUCAAAUUACCACAAAAAUCAAAAUCUGAAAAAACUGAAUCAGAUUUUAAAACUUCUACGAAUAAUUCAAAACUCGAAGUUUCUAGAGCCAAAGCUAUGGAAAAUAUACCAAACCAAAUGGAGAAAAAAUUAAAUGACUUGAAUGUUCUACUUUCUCAAACGCAAUCAUUGAAUGAAGAAGAUGAUAAAGAUGGUUUAAUAUCACGAACAUCUUCAUUACCUGAUGAACCUAGCGAUACAAACAAGUUGUUCGAUAUUAAAAAACAAUCGUUACAUAAUGAUUCGAGAAAUAAAAAAUUCGACCGUUUUGAAUUUCAAAAUAAAUUAGCAACAAAAACUGCACAUUUUUCAACUUCAGAUACAUGUUUAAAAACAAAAAUACCAUGGUAUCUACAAAGUACUACGAACUUCCAAAGUUCAACCAAUGAAAACGUACCACCUACAUGUGAUGGCCCACCACCUAUGCCACUCCCUCCGUCUCCACCCUCGUGCUGUGUUUCAACACCACCACCGCCCCCAAUAUGCCCCUGUGCACCAGAUCCAUGCAAUGAUCCGUGUAACCCAUGUGAAAAAGACGAAAGUCAUGGAAGUAUUAAAUAUGAUUUGUUUGAAGCAUAUUUAUGUUCAAAACCAAAAGCGACACGGUAUAUGGAUUAUUUGGAGAGUGUUAGGAAAGGUUUAAAGGAUCAGAGUCCAAAUGCAGGAGUAUGCAAUCAAUUUAUAAUGUCUCAUACUGAAUUUUUAGAGGCAAUUGACACACGUAACCAACUACUUAAAAGUAUUGAAAAACAUCGUGAAUCACAAGUUCCAUGUCUUGAACCGUCGGCAUUAGCAAAAUUAAAAGCAAUUGUUACUUGUAAAUUAGGUAGACUAAAAACUUGCUCCGCUGUAGCAAAACCAGUAACACAUGAACAGCAGCCAGUAUUAACGGACCAGCCAAAAUACCCACAUGAAUUAGGCCUACCAUCGCCACAAUCAGAACAAGGCCAUCAAUUUUAUCUAGAAAGACAACAGAAUAUCAAAUCUCUUCCUGCAGGAAAACUGCCUGCAGUACCGCACACUUUCACACCUACUCCAACUGAAACUUCCUUCCCACAUUCAUCUCAAGUGAAUGCACAGUAUCAUGCAGCAAUGCCAGAACAUAACAUCCAUUCAACAGGUCAACCUGCUGUAGAAUCUGCCCCUUCGGCAAUACAAAAUCAAUAUGCAUACUUAGAAAAUCAACCUGCAGCAAGUUAUGAACAAAAAACUGCUUCACAAAGUCAACUCAAACAUGAUCAAUUAAUUUAUUCAGAAAAUCAUCCUGUAGUAACGCAAGAACCACAUUCUCCUCCAGUAACAGAUGUCUUAAAGGGAAAACAAGCCCAACCUCGAGUAAAACAAGAGCAAUAUAGUUAUUCAGAUCCACAACCAAGUGUAAGACAAGAUAUGUAUAUUUAUUCAGAAGCUCCGUCAGCAAACCAACAUCAACACCAAGAAGCUAAAUCUCCAGUAAAACAAGAAUUUCAGCAAUCAACAGGCAAUGAACAACAUAGUUCGCAAGAAGGAUCAGCUGUAAGACAAGAACCACACACUCAUUCAAAAGAUGCAGCAGGGCAAGGAUACAAUUAUGCUGGUGUUCAAUCAGCAAAAAGACAAGAACAGUACUCUUAUUCCCAAUCCCCACCCGAAACGAACCAAGAACAUCAUUCAUCGUUAAAUAGUCAGCAUUCCGUAAAACAAGACCAAUAUGCCCAUUCAGAAACUCAACAUACUGUAUCACAACAGCCACACAACUACUCCCAUACUCAACACGAAGCAACGCAAGAGCAUCAACAUAAGAGCACGACCUGUUCUAAGAAUGCUCAACAUGUCGCAAAAGAACAAUUUAAGCCCUCACAAACUUUGUCAGAAACUCCAUUUACCACGAUUCGUGAGCCAUACAACCAUUUAGAAAUCCAAAGUGAAGAAAAAUUUGUUCCUACUCCAGUAGCUCAACAACCUGAAGAAACAAAUGUGUAUCCAGCACCAUCGUCAAACACAUCCCAUUCCCAAACUCCUCCAACUCCAGAGAAAUUCAUUUACCCAGAAAUGAGACCUUUUGAACCAAAACCAUCACCAAUGCGACAACAUAUUGAACAAAAAAUUGCUGAGGCUGCAAAACCAAUAAUAGAAACACCAGAUUCGAUAAAACCGGUAAAACCAAUCUACCUCCAUGAAAAUAUACCAGUGCAAAAAUCAGAAACUUCACCUGCAGAAUCAAAUACCACAGCCAGUUCCUCUGAAACUUCAUCAAAUUCGACUCAAGAGUAUAAGUCAAAAACGACUAGUAUACCACAAAUGUCUCAAUCAUAUGAUCGAUCGAAAUAUCCAGAAUCACCUUUAGGACCUACACGUCGCUCUUUUACAAAAUUUGAUGUGAACAAAGAUUCCUUUAAAGUAACACCAACUAAGCGAUGAACUUUCAAAUAAAAAAUGGAGAAGAAUGCAAAAGAAUAUCGUGGAAACUGUUUUAUUGCAAACUGUGCGAAGUAUAUACCACUCUUUUUUCAAUUUGACCAAAAGAGUUUGACCUACAGAAAUUGUACUACAAAUGAUUGUGAAUUUGCAGAUUUAAUACAAUUACCGUUCAAUUAUUGAAAAUACAGGUAAA